AGAAGUUGCGCAGGAGAACGACGGCUUUCGGUGAAAAUUAAAGACACCAAGAAUAGCGGCGAGCGCAUCGACGAAUCCUGACGGCACCGAAUGCACACAAGAUCGGGAUUGCCAAAAAUGGGAGAAUCGAAAGGGAUGAACGACUCGGCUGCAGCAAACCUGAAUUUCAAUAAUCCUCUAUAUUUGCAUCCCUCAGAUACACAGGGAGCUACGAUAGUCUCUCAAAUUCUGACGGGAGCUGAAAAUUACAACAUUUGGAGCAGGGCAAUGCGGAUUGCUCUGCUGGGAAAACACAAACUGGGGUUUGUGGAUGGAUCUUGCACGAAAGAAAAGCAAGACGAUAGCAUGAAGGAACAAUGGGAGCGCUGCAAUGCAGUCGUGCUCUCAUGGAUCCUCAACUCAAUGUCGAAAGAGCUUGCGAAUGGAGCUGUUUUUUUUCAAGAUGCACGACUGGUCUGGCUUGAUUUAAAAGAACGAUUCGAUAAAGCUUCAGGCUCUCGCAUUUUUGCAAUUUACCGAGAAAUCUCCUCCCUUCGACAAGGCGGUCUCUCCGUAGCAGGGUAUUAUACACGACUGAAAGAACUCUGGGAAGAACAAUCAUUUCUGGUUCCAAUCCCUUCCUGCAAAUGUGAUACUUCCAAGAUUUACUCUGAGGUAAUGCAACAGCAGAAGCUAUUACAAUUUCUCAUGGGCCUUAACGAUACUUAUGCUCAGGCGCGAAGUCAAAUCCUCUUGAUGAGCCCUCUACCGAUGGUGAAUCAAGCGUAUGCCAUGAUCUCUGAAGAUGAGGCUCAGAAAACCAUUACUGGUUCUACAAUGCAUGGACCAAUUGACGGGAUAGCAAUGGUAGCACAAAGCAGAGGACGUGGCAGAGGUAGGGGGAGGGGUGGAACCAUACUGGAAUGUUCUCAUUGCCACAAGAAGGGGCAUAUAAAAGAACAUUGUUAUCAGAUAAUAGGCUACCCUUCAGAUUUUAAAGGGAAUAGAGCUAAAACAAACAAGACAGGGGCGGCCAAUCAAGCAGGAUUAAAUGCCAAAGGUGAAGGGGAUUCUGAAGCCCAUUCAGCAAAUACUGUGACAACCUCCUUGACACCAGAACAGUAUGAACGCCUCCUGGAAUUAUUGAAGCAAGAUUCAGAGACAGCAGUCCAUGCCUUAACUGGUACAGGGCCUUCAGGAUGGGAAGAAGAAGGGGACUGGUAGAUUGAUUAAUGGCUUAUACAUUUUAAACUGUACUGAAACACAUGAUGUUG
This is a messenger RNA of Neltuma alba, 1253 nucleotides long. RefSeq lists its product as uncharacterized. The transcript has 2 exons. The record is from RefSeq and is a predicted model, not a curated record. Lineage: Eukaryota; Viridiplantae; Streptophyta; Magnoliopsida; Fabales; Fabaceae. The coding region runs from base 91 to 1203 and encodes 370 amino acids.